UGGCGAUCUGCGACGAUCCUCGCGCUGCUUUGGCAUGGUUGGUGCUCAAACCAGUGAUCUCCUUCCCUCACCCUCCUUGAAGUACAUCUUUCUGUUACCAUCGAUGCUCUCCUUGUGUCAUUUCCAAUGCUAAUAGCUGGAUUGCGUUAUCCCACGCAUGAUCAACCAUGCAGGAGGAUCUUGUGUUAUAAGGCUUACCGCUGGACUUUGGAUCGGCAUUUUUAUCCUGCAUAUCUCUAGUCUUUACCGGAAAUUCUUGCUUCUAUGAAUGUUCGCAGGUCGUAUGAUCUUCCCUCGCAGGAUAGGCGCUCAGGUGCACUCAAGACGGUCACAUUCAAGUGGGCGCGGGGAGAACUCAUUGCUAAAGGCAGCUACGGGAGGGUGUACAUGGGGUUCAACGUCAACAGCGGUGAAGUCAUUGCCGUCAAGCAGGUUGAGAAGAGUCAAGAUGAUAGAAGCGAUAUCAAGAAGCGCACAGAGCUACUGGACGCUCUGCGUUUCGAGGGUGCAACGCUGAAGGACCUUGCCCAUCCGAAUAUUGUGCAAUAUCUUGGUUUUGAAGACACGGCCGAAGCUCUCAAUAUUUUUCUGGAAUAUGUUCCCGGUGGAACUAUCGGCAGUUGUGUUUUGAAGCACGGAAGGUUCGAAGAGAAUGUCACAAGAUGGUUCACCGCCCAAAUCCUUGACGGACUGGAUUACAUACACUCGCAAGGCUUUCUGCAUCGGGACCUCAAGGGGGACAAUAUCCUUGUCGAAACUUCUGGUCAGUGCAAGAUUUCCGACUUUGGAAUAUCCAAGCGGCAGGAUAUGGAGGGUCGGGCUUUCACUGAGCUGAAAGGGACUGUAUAUUGGAUGGCGCCCGAAGUCAUCAACUUGAACAAAGACGAUGGAUACGACACCAAGGUGGAUAUAUGGUCGACGGGCUGUGUGGUUCUGGAGAUGUGGACUGGAGGACGUCCUUGGGCUGGAUUCGAGCAGAUGGUUGUGUUGUUCAAGUUGCACACCGACAAAUUGCCUCCUCCAAUCCCAGCCGGGGUGAGCGUGAGUGAGACUGCCAUGGAUUUUUACCGCGAAUGUUUCAACACCAAUCCCCGAGAACGGCCAUCUGCAGCUGAGCUUCGCGAGCAUCCAUAUCUCACACUACCCUAUGGAUGGUGCUUCCAGCUUGCAGACAUCGAGCAGCGCCGAAGGAGUCCUGACAUGCGGACUCAGAAUUCAAGUCGUCGGGAUCCGUCAGUGUCAUCGAAUCGCAGGAAACGGGUGCAAGCCGAAUCUCAACCCCUCUCUCUGAAACCAAAGCUACAGAUCCGUUCACCCCCUCCCCUUGUUUAUAUCACACCGCCGGGAUCACCGGCGACCGCAUCGAUCUCGACAGGCAGCUCGUUGAUCUCAACUCCCGCCUGCGUGAAGAAACGUAAAUCUUUCCGCGUCGUCAACCCAGACCCCAGUCCCGAUGACAACCAGGAGCGGCUUGGAUUUAUGUAUGAUCCUCCCCCUUUGCCCGAUUCGAAGUGCACGCUACGGCCCACCAUAGAAACGUUUUUGACGAUCUGCUCCUCCGAUAGCGAGACGGAGACGAGCACAGGCAUCUGGAAGAAGCCUCUGGACCGCAUAUCUUGUCUACCUAUGCACCACCGUCCAAGCAUCAUCGGGGCCGGCGAUGUUGUCUCAUGGGCACCGCGUCCCCGAGUGCGCGAUGUCUUUUCCAAUCUGGACGAGUUCUUCCCGAGGGUGGAUCUGGACAAAGCCAUUGUCGCACACAGGCCCACGGAUGGUCUCCGCAGGACUCGCAGCAUGAGAAUGGCUGUCAAAUCUCGCAUGACCGGCAAAGAACGACACACAAUUGGCAUCACCAAAUUCUGGGGCCACAAGGUUGUCGAGAUAACUCACGCCAUCUAG
Messenger RNA from Mycena citricolor, 1899 nucleotides. The record is from the annotation of a GenBank genome assembly. NCBI's taxonomy places the organism in Eukaryota, Fungi, Basidiomycota, Agaricomycetes, Agaricales, Mycenaceae.